Molecule: messenger RNA, 848 nt
Organism: Dissoconium aciculare CBS 342.82
Lineage: Eukaryota; Fungi; Ascomycota; Dothideomycetes; Mycosphaerellales; Dissoconiaceae
Exons: 1
Coding region: 83-712 (209 amino acids)
Source: RefSeq, a predicted model, not a curated record
GCUCGCUUAUAGCCACGUUACGUGUGUAUAGCUAUUGCAACUAACUUCCUCGGGCAGAAGAUCCGAUUUUGCGAUUGUUUCGAUGUCGAUUUCAAUCAAAACGAGAAACGUGUCGUUUUAUGACGAAACAUCGAUCGCGUAUCGAAUAUCGAAUCGGUGUAACAAUUGCUUUCAAAAAUCAAUCCUGAUCGCCGCCAAAUGCCGCCAAGUCGCCUCUGUUGAGACUGAUCCUGACCCAGAGAUCCGAUUUAGAGAGUGGAGUUACCUGGCUCUAGCAUCGCCACGAGCUUCGACAGAUAUGCGAACGUGCGCAGCUAGCAUCGACGCGACUCAAGGAGAUUUCUUUGAUCCAAAUCCCGUGACAACCUGUGCGACAACGAUUGCUUGCGAUACUGACGAUCGCGCGACAGCAUCCACAUUGCUACCGCACUCUAUGGAGAUGCUGCGUGGUCCGCCGUACGGAAGUUGUCUUCCAACGCCCAUUGGGGAGCAUUCCAAUAGCACUAAAAUCGUAGACGCCAUAAUUGGCCUCCAGUGUUCCCUGAUCCCUAGGUGCACGCGAACUCGGCUACAGCCCCCCCCUGCGUUUAUCGUACAACGUUCAGCAUCUGUAGCCGUGGUGCUAUCGAAGUUCCAUCAUCAUGAGCCCGAACUGUGCGAGCGAAUGCCGGGACUAUAUCGGAAGUAUUCCGGAUGCAAUUUGAAGACGUAGUGAUCGUUUGUUUAGAAGCCAUGCUUUGCAACCUUUGUUUCCCGACAUGAUGGCCCGCCCAGAUGACAAGUGACUCCGAUGCUGGUCUAUCUGUCGAUGUGAUUAGACUUCGUGUGACUGAACAACAUCGCCGUUC